GGGUAUUCCCAGGCUUCUAGGAUAUAAGUCCAGGCGGCGUUAAUUCUUUAUGCAAAGCAGAUUAACGCAAGAGCGUCGAGAAAAAAGUAAUCGAGUGAUAACAACUGACAAAGAAGAGUCUCAUCAUGAUACAAGUACAAGAAAUCGUGCUUAGCACAGUUCUACUAUUAUGCUUGACAGCAUUAUCCAAGUGUCAGUACGAAGUGAUCAACACUGGUCGAUUCGGAAUCAUCCGGAAUACAAUUGAGCUAGAAUGCAGAAUCAAUGGUGCGGCAUUGCAAGAAGCUGUCUUUUGGCUCAAUCGAGUCAGCAGAGAGAAUGAGUUACUAGCAUUGGGAGUUGACGUGACUGUACGUCCAGAUGGUCGAAUCGUGUUUCAGAUUACAAGAGAACUGGAGGGAACAUUCUUUUGUGGACAAAAUCUAGAGAAUUUCGGUCGAGUUGGAAAACAGCUGAUUGCUUAUCCUAACCGGUUCAUACCACCAAAUAAUGAACGGACUUUUUUUGCCAAGGUUGGCACCACUGCUCGCUUGCGUUGCUCCAUUCUGCCUGGGGCACUCAGGGCACAGUACUUUGCAGACUGGAGAAAUGCCACAAGCUCUAUAGAGGUCGCUAGACUCGAUGGACCACGACCCUCCCCUCCUUUCUCCACCACUCCGGACCCUAGAUUCAUGGUUGAUGAGACGACGUUUUCCCUCAUCAUUGAGUCAGUGAGUCUAUCUGAUGCGGGUAGAUACCAGUGUGUGCUCGGUGUGAGGGACCCGGCCGGUCUACGUCUUAUCUAUCCCCAAACUGAGACACUCGACCUGACACUCAUCGUCUAUCAGGCUCCAAUAAUCACCGAGUCUCCGGAGAACCGCAUCAUUGCUCUUGAUGACAACAUACCGAACCAAAGUGCCACCUUCCAUUGUCAAGCAAGAGGGCAACCAAAGCCUGAAAUCGAAUGGCUGCACAACUCACAAGAAAUUGAAAACGAUUUGAACUCAGACACAACUGGGAAAUACGUAGUACGUACAGAUGCUGCGAGUACACCAACUGGAGAUUACAUUGUCAGUAGUUGGUUGACUGUUAACACAGUGGAUGCCUUUGAUGCGGGUGAGGUGGUGUGCAGUGUAAUGGCCGAUGAUGAUGAACUACCUACUGAUCUACAGACGGUUCAGACAACGACUCAACUAGCUGUAAUUGGGAGCUUUAGCAGUUUGGACCUACUAAUUUCCACAAAUGGCGACAUCAUAUUCAAACUAAGACUACCUUCUCCUAUUCUGGUUCCUGUGCAGCUAUCUAUCAUCUACAUUGACGCUAAUGACAACAGAAGAAUCUCUCCAAGGGUAACAGAAAAUGCGUACAACGGUACAGACCUAAUCACUCAUUUGGAGCCAAGUUUUCAAGUCCCCACUGAUUUCAACACUGUGAGGAUCAGAAUAGCCCUGCGGUAUCAAAGGCUACAAGGACCAUUCAAUGAAUCGGCACUUACAUUUGAUCUCCGACGUCCAAAUUUUUUCACAGAGGAGGAGGCCAGUGUCUGGAAUGUGGCUAUAAUCAGUAUAGCUGGAUCAGUCAUUGCGAUCUGUGUAGUCAUCGCUGUUUUGGUCACAUUGCUAACUUGCAUCGCAUGUCGACACACGAUGAAGCGCAAACAUACCAGUCACAUGGCAGACAUUGCUAGAAUGGAAGCAGGUCAUAACCAAAUUCUAGCAGAAAAACAUAGCGAUAAUCAAGCAGAAUUGAACAUACUUCGAGAAAACCAUGAGCAGAUUAUUAAAAAACUUGAUGAAAAUAAUGAAGCAAAACUGAAUACAUUGAAAGAAGAAAACGAUGCAGAAAUUGAAAGACGCACUCUUGAAUAUGAAAGAAACCAAGAAUCAACAAAUCAAAAAUACAAACAUGAGCUUAUGUUACUCGAAGCAAAACAUGAACACGAAACUAGACUGAAACUCUUGGAUAUGUAUUCCGAUAAAAUGUCAGCUUGCAAUGGUGGGGGCUUUAAAAUUACUUAUAUAGUUGGUAAAACAGAAAUAUCAAUUGAAAAGAAGAACACCAGUUGUGGGGAUAUGAUAGAUGGACCACAUACAAUGUACACAGCACAAGCAGUGGAUAAGCGACCAAUGUUACUCAGAGGAGAGAGUAUCGACUAUGGGAGCAACUUCCAGUUAGAGCAAGAGUGUGUGAUUGACUGUUUCAAGAAUAUUGUGGAAGCCAGUAUGAAAGACUCAAGGAUUGGACCAACACUACGGAGAUUAGUAUCAACUGACCAAUUAGAAAGAUAGCUAUAGUUAUUGUUAGUAGAAUUUUUUAAACUUCACUUAUUUUGUUCAACACUUGUUCACUGUAAACUCACUAUAAAUUAUUAACAAUCAUGAAAAAUG
Molecule: messenger RNA, 2366 nt
Organism: Halichondria panicea
Lineage: Eukaryota; Metazoa; Porifera; Demospongiae; Suberitida; Halichondriidae
Exons: 7
Coding region: 126-2267 (713 amino acids)
Source: RefSeq, a predicted model, not a curated record